Syngnathoides biaculeatus (alligator pipefish) is the source of this 8737-nucleotide messenger RNA. RefSeq names its product replication timing regulatory factor 1 (gene rif1). Gene Ontology annotation, biological process: telomere maintenance. Gene Ontology annotation, cellular component: nucleus. NCBI's taxonomy places the organism in Eukaryota, Metazoa, Chordata, Actinopteri, Syngnathiformes, Syngnathidae. The record is from RefSeq and is a predicted model, not a curated record. The coding region runs from base 226 to 8409 and encodes 2727 amino acids. The transcript has 35 exons.
GUGAGGUUGGGCAGGAUGUGACGUUUGGGUCAGAGGUAAUUUUGACGUCUGUGUAGUGCUUUGGCGCCAGCUAUUUCGCGGGGCGAGAGAAAAACAAGGCGCAUUGCAAUUGUGGUUAAGCAAGGCCGUGUGUUGUUAAAUACAACAGGCCGAAGUGCAGCACUCCAAACGCCGACAAUUCGAAGAAGACGGCCGGCCUUAUUGUUACUUGUUUCGCGAGUAACGAUGAUGGCAUCGGCGGAGCCUCCGAGCAGCUUCAGCAUUGUCCCCCUGCUGGAGUGUCUGGAGGACAGCACCGCUGGACGCUCUGAGCAGACUGACGCCUACCUCACCAUUGCCAAUCGGCUCAGUGGAGACAAAGGCCGCCAGUUUCUCCUUGUUGUCACUAAGCACUUUUCCCGCUUGGGUAGCGCCAUCCUGACUCAUGUAAGCAGUCCACAUGCUGAGCUGAGCCAAGCAGCCCUACAAGCUUUGGGCUUUUGUGUCUACCAUUCGGACGUUGUCUCUGGAGUGUCAGAAACUUUAAACACUGAAAUCCUGUCUGCACUUUGCUCUGUGGUCUCCAAGUGUGUGGAGAAGAAUACCUGCACCAGAGCCUUGUGGGUCAUUUCCAAACAGAGCUUCCCCGCCAACAUGGUGGACAAAAAGGUGGGGUCCAUACUGAGCACGCUGGAGAGGGUUUUGAGCAAAGGUGAAGUUCAAUCUGUCUUCAUGGAGCAUGAAGCCAUAAAUGUCAUCAUCAGGCUGCUGGAGCAGGUUCCAGCUCAGAUGGGAGAGUGGGCCGUGUGCUGGGCCAAACUCGUAAUCCCCCUGGUGGUGCACUCAACCUCCAAGGUGCGUUUGCGGGCGGCAGCUGCCAUGGAAAUGGGCCUGCCUUUAUUGCUGCAAAAACAGAUGGAAGUGGCUGCCAUCAUUGAACCCUUGAUGUCCACGAAACUGAUUCCAGAGCUGCAAAAGCUUUUUAUGUCCAAAAAUGAAAUGAAUGUCCUCAAGCUCUGGCCAUUAUUUGUCAAAUUACUUGGGAAGCUGCUCCAUCGAGGAGGGCCCUUUAUCAACUCGCUGCUCCAUCUGGAAGAGCUCGGCUUUCGUUGCUCCUCUCCCACUGUCAAGAAAAUUGCCUUUAUCGCCUGGAAGAGUUUGAUCGAUAACUUUGCUCUCAAUCCAGACAUUCUUUGCAGUGCAAAGCGGAUGAAACUUCUCAUGCAGCCCCUCGUGUCAAUCAAUAUCCGGACAGAAGCGCUAUUGCUUACCAAGGUGGAGGUGUGGUGGUAUCUAGUGGUCCAACUCGGGCCGAACCUGUCGCCCCACUUUGAUCUGGUGUCACUCCCUUUGCUACAGUGCACCAUUGGAUCUGAAGCUGCCUCAGCCCCUGCCCACCCUGCCAGAGGUCAAAAUGGCAUUGCAGCACCCGGCACACCUAAAUCCACAGUGCCGUUGAGCAUUAAAAGCCUGACACCCAACUCAUCACUAAUGAACUUGAACUCCAGCAUGCAGCUCCCCUCUUCCUUCCCCUCCAUCCAGUUGUUGGGCCUAGAAAUGUUGCUUCACUACUUUUUGGGGCCUGAGGUGGUCGCCGCAGCGACUAAGAACAAGCUGGUCCUUACUCUCGAGCCUUUGACGCAUCCUCUGUUGAAUGGUGCCUCCUCCUUCAGCAAGCAUGCUGCUGUGCUUAUCUCCAAUAUCAAAGACGGCUUCAACAACCUUGGAAAAGAGGUGCCAGAUGCUCUUUUGGCACUUUUAUGGGAUCAUCUUGUCCAUUUUGUCUCACUAACAAUUGAGACUGGAAGUAAGAAGGAUCGACAUGGCUGUGAGGUUCUGACACUGGCACUUCAAGCCCUGAAGAACAUGGUCUACUCUGAAUCUCUUCCUCCAGACAAAGUGCUGAUUCUCUUCGAAAGCACUGUCAAAGGCAUCUCCCCACGAGUUCUCGGCUCUGCCUCAUACCAAGUGGGCAGGAUGGAUGUGCUGAAUGGAACGCCAGCACUCUUCCUUAUUCUGCUCCUCUUUGACAGCAGCAUGCUAACGGCCUACGUCGAAGACGCCAGGUUUUAUCAGUGCCUUCAGACGCUGGUGAGCUCUAGCCUGUCGGGCCCCACCUCCCCCCUGGCAUUCGCCGAGGCCGUGUUGGGUGCUGUUGGCCGCAGCGCUGCCUCAGUGCACAAGGAGCACCUGCUCAGGAUUUGGAGUGUUGUGGUUGCUCAGCUCACCGACACAAUCAUGCAGACAAAUGAGGUCAACCAAGGGGAUGCCUUGGAGCAUAACUUUAAUGCGAUGCAUGUAGCCCUGAUGUUCCCUGUCACUCACCUGUUGGGUGGCUGGCCUCAGCAACAGGCCGCUCAGAAGUCCAUGUUGUCUACUUGGUCAAAACUGUACAAGGUCUUCGCACGCUGUUCGGCACUUGUAGUUACUGCCGAGGAGAACGUCUGCUGUGAGGAGCUGUGCGUCAAAAUGGCAGCCACUGUGGAUCGGAAUUUUCUUACAGUUCCAUUGACGUUGACAGCUUUUGCCUCCAUCCUUCAAGUCAUGAUGGAAUGUGUGGACUUCUCUCCUUACAUACCACAGUUCCAACAGAAACUCAAAUCUCCACACACUCCAAUAAACUGGAGCAGGAAGAGAAACAGGGCCCUUGGGAACCUGUCCACCUUACAGUCCCUGUUGGUUCAGUGUCUGGAUAUUUAUUUGGCAGGGGAAGACAUUCCUUCAGAGGCCACGGGCAUGGCACUGCUCUCGGCUUUGUCUCUAAUCUUUACCAACCUGGUGAUAGCUAAUGCUGUAAAAGAGACUCUGACCUCCCUAAUCCCACCUCUUUCAAGCCUCUACAAGCAAGCAGCCAGCGAGCAGCCUAGAUUUACGACAGCAAUUCUUUCCAAGAUGGAGAGACUUCUGGGUGAGGUCUUUUGCUGCAUUCAAAACUGCUCCACCUUGGCCACUGACAAUGAACUCCUGGCUCUGCUUUCACCGCUACUUUCUGUGCUGUUCCCACAUAAGAAUAAGCAGCACCGCAAAGCUGUCACCUACUUCUGGAAUUCCACCUUUGCUAAAGCAGUUGGCCUGAUCUAUCCAGCUGAGCUCAGACCAGUUCUGAGCAAAGUGAAGCAAAAGACUCCCAUCAUUCUUCCUGGCUUUGAAGCUGUCAGUGUUGCUGAUGAGCUCAGUGGACAGUAUUCUAGUGAGAGUUCACAGUUAGAAACCAAACUCAGUGGUGUGAUAGUUGCCUCUACUGGAAAGAGAGACUCUUUGCUGCUGAAGACUGCUGAGCUGAGUGACCAAAACUCCUCGAGGACUAAAGUGGUUUCUACAAAACUGGACUUUGGGUCCCCCAAACUUCCUCGCAGGGAGAUGUUGGACGAGGAAGCCUCUGUUGACUUUGUCUUCAUUCCACCUGAAGCAAAAGAGAGAGUUUUAACAGAACACCAGAAGGAGGUUAAAAGGACCAAAAGGGUUGACAUACCUGCCAUGUACAACAACCUGGAUGCCUCUUUGGAUACUACGAGUUUCGCACAGUACACACAAAGCCAAGAAGACUCCUUGAGAAAAAUACCAAUUGAAGUACCUGAUCAAAUUUCCACAGAGUUUCCAGUCGAGAAUCCUCAGGCGCCUUUGUCAAAAGAGGUUGCAGAAUUUCACACGGAGGCAACUCACAACUUCGCAAGUCCGAAAGCCUUAGAAAAUGAGUCAUCGAAAGAAGAGCAGGAGAUUAUACCAGAGUCAAGCCCAAAAACCUUUGAAAAUAUGUCAGUGAAAGAAGAUCAGGAAAUUGUACCAGAGUCAAGGCCGAAAGCCUUAGAAAAUGAGUCAUCGAAAGAAGAGCAGGAAAUUAUACCAGAGUCUAGGCCAAGAGCCUUAGAAAAUGAGUCAGCAAAAAAAGAGCACAAAAUUAUACCAGCGUCAAUCCCGGAAGCCUUUGAAAAUGAGUCGGUAAAAGAGAAGCGGGAAGUUAUACCAGUGUCAAGCCCGAAAACCUUAGAAAAUGAAUCGGCAAAGGGAGAGCAAGAAAUUGUACCAGAGUCAAACAGUGUUUCAAUGGAGGAAGAUGCCAUAAAAAAGGGCGGUGUAGAAGACAUGGAUGCACAACCUGAAAAAAACAUCAGUCCUAACAGAUCAUGCGCUUCAGAUUUAAUCUCUGGCACCGCCCAAAAGUCCAGUGGUGGUAGCCGCCGUCAAUCCUUCAUUACACUGGAGAAAUAUACUGAGGUAAAGCAGAUGACCCCUAGCACGACUUCAUCGUUCACAGGUCCCCUCGUGAAGCCCUCUGGUAGCCAGGACUUAAACACCCCCUCCUCCGUCACUUCCCUAGAACCCUUUGAUCGAAAUUCUCAGCCGUCUGAGCAGGAACUGUCUGAGUGUCCAGUGAACAACCUCCAAGAGUCACCACAAAGGCCCAAAAUGGACAGUGAGUGGAUAGUUGAGCCUUUAAGGCUGACUGAAAAGCAUACAAGUAAUGAAAAAGAUGAUAUUGAUGAUGAUGAUGAUGUCAUCCCAGACACACAGACUGAAGGUGUGUUCAUGGAGAAUACCACACUGACAUAUACUUCAGAAGACAUGAGAAACUCAGAUCGAGAGGGAUCCUUUCAAGAGACUAUGGAUGUUUCGCAGUCAUCCAAGAUUUUGAUUUCAUCAGGUGAACGGAAACACCGCAAACAAGCCAAACAUAUAUUCCAAGGAGAAAGUCCAGUUGAUUCAAGCACACCACAGAACAGACCGAAUACAAGAAGCAAGGUGGCCAGUGAAGAGGACAGUGGUAGAAUACGACUGAGGUCACAGCGUGACAGGCGUCACGCAAGUCAAACUAAGCCUCCAGUUCGAUCACACAGGAAGGUCAAGCUGUACAGCAGGUCAGGGAAUUUCCUCCAUGAAUCUGAAAACCAAAGAAGCAUCAGAGCUCAAGAGUCAAGUCAAACGGAUUUUCUCUCUGAAUCUCAAAGGCAGUCACACUCAAAACGUGGCCGACCUAGAAAAUCCUUGCCGGAGACCAGUGAAGAUCCAACGAAGCUUAAGAAAACGUCUAGUCAAACGGACUUAAAAUCAGUCGCCCAGUCAGAUUUUGAAAACCACUCUCACCAAAGGCACAGCUGGCCUACCAAAUCCCGAAAGGAGCUCAAGAAGCCAAAGACUCUAUCUGAGGCUAUGGGUAGUCAAUAUCAUCUGAAAUCGGACAUUAACUCUGAUUUUGAAAGCCACUCACGGCGGAAACAAGGUCGACCUCCCAAAUCUUUAACGAACCCUAAAGAGGAACUUCUCAAGGAACAGCCCGAGAAACUAUCCAGUCAAGUGUACAUAUAUCCAGACACUCAGGCUGAUUCUGAAGGUAACUUACAGCAAAAAGGCAGCCAGGAUACCAGUUGUUUACAAGACCUCAAAAGGGUUGCUCUUAAACCUGACUUGUCAAAAAAAAUGCCCAGUCAAAAAGAUGUAAACCAAUUGGACUCUUUGGUUGAUUCACAACAAAAUAGUGGCCGACUCUCCAGAUCCUUAUUGGAGUCUAAAGAGGAGGAUCUUCAGAUGUCUGAACAAAAAUUCAGUCACACAGACACUCUGAAAUCAGAUGCUCAACAUGACCUGCCUCCCAAAUCCCUAGAGGACAAGGAGGAGGAGUUUAUGAGUCCAGAAAUUAUGUCUGGGAAAGUAUCCAGUAAAACAGACUUCCAAUCAGACUCUCGGUAUGAUACUGUAAGUCAGACACAACGGAGGAGUAGCAGAAUUUCCAAAUCCCUCUCCGAAUCUGAGGUUAUUCAGACAGAAUCAAUGUUAAGUCAGACAGAUACACAGUCGGACACGGGGUCUGAUACUACCAGCCAGACCCAGCGAAAACGUGGCAGACCUUCAAAAUUGAAGCAGAUUAUGGAGGGCAGUCAUUCCCAUCCACAGGGUUUAAAAAAAGAUGGAGAACCAAGCCAAACUGCUAUGCUUCAGCUACCUGACCAAAUAAUAAAGGAUGAAAAAAUGUCAGUUUAUGAAAAUCGUAGCCAGUCUCAAGAAAUUGAAGUUAUAGAACACAGUGAAAAAGAGGAAAAAUAUCCUCAGACUAUUUUAACUAUAGAUGCAGUCCAAGAUGGGAUUAGCACUCCAGGCUGCAUGUUUAGCAAGAUGGAGGACACAGAAAAAGGUGAGCCUGAAACUUGUCAAAAGUCACAGGAGAUCAUGCAAAACGCCACUGAAAGUCAGUCUCUCCAAAGACGUAGACGAAGUAAGACCUUUUCAGAGGCAGCAGAGGAUAAGACUGUACCAAAUGUCUUGUCCAGAAAGCUGAGUAAAUCUCAUUCUCAAGAAUAUAGUCCAGCAAAGACCAGAGAAGACAAUCGUACAAGAAGGCGCAACCUAGACAGUCAAUGUUGUCCUAUUUCCACUCCAGAAAAUGCUCAGUCUUUGGAUGUUACAGUGUCCACAGUGUCUUCUCAUGGCAGAAAAUUAGGACGAAGAUCUUCCAAAGUUUUGACAGGCAACACAGAGUCAUUACAGUCUGAAUUGUCAGGGGCCAAACAAAAAUCUUCCCUGCCUGCAAAGAGAAGGAAUUCCCAGGGGACAUCAAGUUCUCUCACUUGCAAGUCUGACAAGAUUGAUUGUAUUGUCACAAAGAAGAUUUUGACAGAUUCAGAAAUGUCAGAACCUUCUCAAUUACUGGAUGAUUCUCUCAAAAGCCAAGAUUCCCCAGUUUUUGAACCACUGCACAAGUCUGAUAACUCCGAAGAAAGAAAAAUUGAUGUCUCCACUGCUGGAGCACUGGAACCUUUUCAAGAAAAACCUGAUCCUGAAAUUGCAAAGAACCAGAUGUCUUUCAGCUCUUUAUCUAGCAAGAAGCUGGAUAGGAAGCAAAUAUGUCAGACUAAAACAAAUUCUCUUUCACAAGAUAGUGACAUCCGGGACUUGGACUUAGCUGAAAUGUCACAAUCAGAAGGGACUAUUGGUGAGCAGAGUCAGAAGGUCUCGUCUUCUGAGGCAUUUGCUGUAGGCCCACAGACUCCACUUGAGGUGGCAGACGAGAAGCUGCAGGUCUCAGACUCCUCACCAGAUUGGACUACACCUACAGUGGUUGGACUUACAGAAGACUGUAUUUCUGUCAAAGAAGAGGAGACAGUUGUUUCAGUGAACAAAACUCUGUGUUCAGAUUCAGAGAGUUCUAGCGUAGUAGAUGAGCAUACAAAGGCUGCAGAAAUUUCUUCUGCCAAUGUUGAAGAGAAAUCACACCAGUUCUUAGAAGGCCUCACACCUCUGCAUGAGGGCAUUAAAGAUAAAAAUGUACCUUUAAAGGAAUGCCAGAAUGUAGAGAGAACCCAUAUGUCAAGCACACAUGACCAUCCAGAAGCUACUCAAAGUGAUGUUUGUACCACCGAAUCAACAAGGACCACUAUCUCCCAGGAUUCUCCAACCAAGCUGAAAGACUUGGAGGCUGAGUUGAUGCCAGACAUGGUACAGAGCCCGUGCAAUGACAGGACCAAAGGAAACUGGUCACCUUCAGCCUCCCCCUCAACUAGCAUUCUCAAAAAAUGCCAAAAAAGACCUCUGGAGGAGGAGACUCCCUCUCCUCUCAUUAAGUUGAGGCGAGUUUCUUUUGCUAAUCCCAUUCAACAGCAGGAGAUUGCUGAUGACAUUGAUCGCCGUAGUCCUGCUGUCAGAACAAGCUCCCCGAGAAGAGCCAAAAUUGGCAAUCUUCCACAGCCUAAGUUUGUUACGACGCCAACGAAGGGGCCCUUGACCAUAAGUCCCAGGAAUCUUUACAGUCCAAAUUUUAAGAGUUCCAAGAAAUGCCUGAUUUCUGAGAUGAGCCAGGAGCCUCGCCCGGUUUCCAAAGAUUGCAUUUACCCUGCCUUGGUUGGUUGUGCUGCACCCGUCGACCUGAUCCUGCCUCAGAUAUCAUCUAGCAUUUGGUCCCGUGGUUUUGGGCAGCUUGUGCGAGCGCGUAACAUCAAAACGGUCGGUGACCUCAGCGCUCUGACGCCAAAGGAAAUCAAGACUCUCCCCAUUCACCCACCAAAGAUCUCCAAUGUCAAGAAAGCCCUCAAAACCUUUGAGCAACAGCGGAAAGGCAAAGGUGAAGAUGAGCUGAAGAGUUUCAUGGAGAUGGAAAUUAUGACGUCUAAGCCGGAAGAGACGUGCGCAACGCCAGAGGAGAAGCCCGGUGACAUGUUAGCCACGGAGUUUACUUCUGAGCCUGUCCUUGCCAACCUGGAGGAAGAGCGCGGCGAGGCGACAUCGGAGUUGAGCGUGUCCGGCUCACCCCAAAGCCCAUUGGGGAAUCCCGGGGGGCUCCUGGCCCGACUGGAUGCCCUCCACCGUGCUGUAACUCCACCCCAUCUGAGCAGCUGCUCGCCUCAGCAGCUCUUCAACAUCCACGAGCACCUGUCAGUUCUGAUGAGGCGAGUCAUGUAUGAGAUGCAGAGCCGCCUCGCCCACGUCAACGAGCACCCCUGAACGCAUUGAACUGUGGAAACCCCCCACCCCCAAUUUUUUGGGGGGGAGCGUCAUAAAUUUUGCAAAGGACAAGCGGCUUCAAAAAUUGAUGAUUUUAUUCACUCAUUCUUUUAACUGAAUUAGCAUCGUCAAUGCAAACAGCUUGAACUGAGACGUAUUCCAGUUGGACAUGCACCUCAUUCCCUACGUGCCUGUUUGUAGAAUGUUUACAACGUGUACAUUUUGUAGAAACAUUUUAGAAUUGCUCAAGGAAAUGCCACAUGCACGCAAUAGUUUGCAUGUUUUUAUUUGUAAUGUUAAGUACUUCAAAUAAAAAGAUUAGAGUGAA